Polistes dominula (European paper wasp) is the source of this 1873-nucleotide messenger RNA. RefSeq names its product KAT8 regulatory NSL complex subunit dim gamma-tubulin 1 (gene dgt1). Gene Ontology annotation, cellular component: NSL complex. The record is from RefSeq and is a predicted model, not a curated record. Lineage: Eukaryota; Metazoa; Arthropoda; Insecta; Hymenoptera; Vespidae.
AUGCAUUCCGAUGGACAUUGACCGUCAUUAAAAACCCAUAAAAAUUUUUGGACAAUGACUCAUCUUGAUAACUAAUGCGAUUGUUAUUUUUAGAAACUAAACUCUUUUUUGAACCCGGAAAAUAACAAUCAAAUCGUUAACCCUUAUCGUUGAUUUUCUCUAUGGUGAAAGUUCAGAGUGACGAAAUACGAUAAGCUUGUGAGAACAUAGAAUUUUUCGUGUGAAAUAUUUCGAUAUAUCGUUUUUCGUGUGUUGUAGUAAUAUUAUCGUGAAAAAUAUUUAUUUAGUGUAUAAAUUCUAUCAAUAUUUAUGUGUGGCAUUAGUGAAAUUCAGUGAAAACGUUUUCUACAACAUGGCGAUGAAUUCUCACACCGAACAACGAGUAAUGUUUCGAAUUCCAAAAUCAACAAUGUCUACUUCAACGAUAAAACCAUCAACAAAAACACGUAAAUGUUCUUACGGAUCGUAUGAAUGUUUACAACCUUGUCAUGAAGGAUAUUCAUAUUGUUUAAAACAUAUACUUGAAGAUCCAAAUGCUCCUUUUAAACAAUGCGCAUUUAUUUAUAAUUCUAAUGGAAGAAAAUGUCAAAAUCCAGCACCGAAACUUGAUAAAAGAGAUAUUUCUUAUUGCAUAGAACAUACUAGAAAAGCACAAAUUGCUCGUAUUAAAUCAACAUCACGUCAUUCAUUACCUCAAACACCAGAAAUAUUGUUAUUAAAUUUGAGUCAUUAUGUCAAACCAACUGACUCAAGUACAGAAGAUACAGAAGAUGAAGAAAAUAAAGUUAAAGCAUUAGAUCCAUUUAAUGAAAUCGAUGCUUAUAGGGUGAACGCAAGUGGGUGUGAUAUUUUAGAUUAUGCUAGUUCAUCCGAUAGUGAUGUUGAACCUACUACAGUAAGUGAUACUUUAAAAAAUGCUUGUCUCGAUGAUAGUGAUAACGAAAGUUUGCAUAGCCCUCAAGAAGAUCCAUUGAAUAUUUAUUUUUUAAGACACGCAGGAAUAUUUACGGCAGAGGAAGUUAUUUACAUUGCUAGAGAAAAAUUAAUACGUCUUCAGUCACUUUACAUUGAUCAAUUUAGAAGAUUACAAUAUGUAUUGAGAGAAAAGAGACGUAAAUAUCUACACGCUUUGAAAAAAGAAAAAGAAACCGUUUGUAGUAUACAUGAUCAACCGAAAAAAACGGCUAAGGAAAAAAAGAUUUACGAAAAGUUGAAAGCAUUGAAUCGUUAUCAUAGACGUAGUGGUGUAGAAGCUAUACUGUAUAAAAAAUCUGUAGAACGUCGAGCACAGGUAUCAGAAGGAACAACGCAAAAACAACCGAAUGUAUCUAAAUGCAUAUUUACAGAAGGUGGUGUUAAAUGUGGCGAAAGAACACUCCCUUCCGCUAAACAUUGUCGUAAACACAUUCUCAAAGAUCAACAUCAAGUUUUAUUCAAAGCUUGUGGUGCAGUGCAUGCCGACAUUGAAUGCCACGAACCUAUACCGGUCAUAUACGAUUCUAACUGUAUAUUUCAUAUGAAUUUACCACCCCCAUGUAAAUUAGAACCAAUUAAAAUUGAAGAAGAAAAAUCUACUGUACAAGAAUUAUCAUCAAUGAUCGAUAAUCAAUCAAUGGAAAUUGACGUAGUUGGGGAAACUCAAGAGAUAGAUCCAGACGAUGAUAUGGCUGGAUUAAUGAGAGAAAUGAACGAUACUAGUCAUAUAAAACCAACAUUCAAUGAAAGUUUGAAUAGCGAAGCUAGUACAGAUACAGCAUUCAGUUUAUCAGCUCAAAUGAGUGACAGGGAUGAAUUAGUUUCCAUGUGACGACAUGAUUUUUUAUAUUAAUUUCAAGUCUCAUUACUGUAUAAUAAAAAAACAUUCAUAUAUUAA